Messenger RNA from Echinostoma caproni, 639 nucleotides. Lineage: Eukaryota; Metazoa; Platyhelminthes; Trematoda; Plagiorchiida; Echinostomatidae. The record is from the annotation of a GenBank genome assembly.
AUGCCUCGAACAUAUCAAGGCCCCGCUUCCGGAGAGCCCUUAUUCGAACGAUUUGGAGAGACGCCUCUGAGGACAGCUGUGUUUACUUAUAUUGGCUAUCUAUUUUUAAAUAUUUUGGGCCGCUUCCAAGAUUUUUUGCGGUGGUGUUCCGUUCUUCACUGUCCGAUUAGUGGCGAACCAGAGAAAACGCGAUCAUUUGUCCCUCUUUAUUCAUCCUAUGAAGCGUUUUACACUAGAAAUCUUUAUCGUCGUGUUCAAGAUUGUUGGAAUCGGCCUAUCUGCUCGCCACCGGGUGUUGAAAUAGUUUUACUGGAUCGAUAUUCACCGGAUUUUGGAUGGACGCUUGAAUUCACAGGUACCAAAACUCGGGUGCUCAAUCUGGGUUCUUAUAACUAUUUGGGAUUCGGUGAUUCGAAGGGACCAUCGAUUACAGCCAACGAACAAAUGACCUAUCGAUUCGGUGUCGGUGUGGCCAGCUCGCGUCAGGAGGCUGGUAGCCUAAUCCUGCAUCGGGAAUUAGAAGAUUUGGUUGCCGAGUUUGUUGGUACAGAAGCAGCCAUUGUUUUCAGCAUGGGAUUUGCCACAAACUCGCUCAAUUUACCUUGUUUAGUGGAUAAGUCCGGUAACGGUUCUAAAUGA